UUAGUUAAUGGUUUACGUUUAGCCAUACAUAGACAUGCGUAGUUUAUGUGUAUAUAUGGCUUGAUCUUUUAUGAUACCUAGUAGCUGGAUCUUGCCGUGUCUGAGGAUAGAUAUGUUGAGCACGGGACCAGCUUUGCUGUCGGGACGAGUAGACACCGCUUGGCUGGAGGAUGUUGACUCUAGUCAAUAUGCAUGUGAACUCGCUAUCCACGCCCUCUCGCUAUACCAUUCAAGUUCUUUAAGAAGGCUAGUGCCCAACUUCUUCCCUCAUUGUUCACAUUAGAAUAUAUAUAAAUAAAUAUAUAUUUAUAUAUAAACAAAAAACAAGACAAGGGAGAAAAAAAAAAGCAAAAAGAAAAACAGAGGGAGAUUACUGAUCAGAUAUGUAAAACAAUAGGGAAUUUUCAGAACAAAAACUUUGCAUAGAGAAAAUAUCCGAAGGAUCAUAUCAUAUGAUUUCUAACUUGCUUGCACGUUUUGUUUGAUAAUAAGAUAUAGAAAAUCGAUAGGCAUAUAAAGAGGGAGAGACUGGGGAAGUGUUGGCUUUAGUUCUCCCAGUUAACUGUUUCUGUCUCUGGAGGAGAAAGUGUAUGAGAUGUUGAGUGGGAAGUGGCAAUAGCAGAAAAAGGAAGAGCUUCCCCACCCAAGUAUCUUAUAUGGGUUUUGAACGUGAAAUCUUUGUUUUUAUGUCCUGUUUUCUUCUACCCCCUUUCCUUCUUAUCUUUAUAGAAAUAGAAUAAGAUUUGAGUGGCUCGAUUGACAAAGGUGAGUCAGCCCACCUAAAUAAUGCCUCCAUGAUUGAGAAAUUGACCUUAAUGAAAAAAAUUCUUCCAUGGGCAGUCUAUGGCGGAAGGACCACUUUGUACACGUGUGUGGGUCUACCUUCUCACCUAACCGUGAAAGUUUUCUUCCAUUCCAUCUUCUCCCCCACAAUCCAUCUUUCUAAGUAACACAUUCAACAGCCUCUGAUCUUAAUCGGACGCUUCAAACUUUGUCGCAAGAUCAAAUAGACCUAUCCGCAGAUGGUUGUUUUUCUUCCUAGUCUAUAUUCUUAAAUUGACUGAUGAAUAAAAACCAUUGCACCAACGCUGCUUUGCUUUGCAAUUUGCCUGUCAUAUCUAAAGCUCAGCCAUUCCUGUUGAGUUCAUGAUCAAACAUCAAUGGUGGGGUCGUCAUCUCCCUCCCUAACAAUGAAAUCGUUUGCAUUUUUACAGAGCUACACCACACUGUCUAUCUAAAUUCUUCAAACAAUUUUACACGAGGAAUUCAACUCUCAACUGCAGAAAAUGUUUACAAUGAUGAAAUAUGACGCCAGUCCUAUCUCAUUUUUUGGUAAACCCAAAAUGAUAAAUACUCCAAUAAAAAACAAAAUCAGCUUAAAAUAUUGAAAGUGGUGUGUCAAAUCGGGUCCAUUCCAAGAGAAAAACUUUGUACAAAUGCAGAGGAAUAUGAUUAACAAAUGGUAAAGAAGAAUGUCUAUUUCAAAUUAGUUGAACCUUUCGGACUUCAAAACAUUGAAGACUUAAAAAAGUUUUGAACUCCAUGGCCAUGGGGCAUGAAGCCUCAGCUCAUACCAUUCAAUUCUUUGAAUGACAUCAUUUCCUUGUCAAGAUGAGCAAUGUUUAACCUCGUUUCACACAAAACAAUAUACUAAAUGAAAACCUUCCCAUAGAAACUUGUCUGCAUAAAGAGAAGAUAGGUUAUUCUUAUUCCUUGGUAACAAUGGAAGGAUAAAAGUGGCUGGUUAUAUAUUCCAAAACCAACUUUAUAAGAUUCCUCUUGAAAUGAAUGCACAUCUUUGUGUGUGUAUGUGAACAUGACUCCUACUUUUUUUUUUGCCCCCACGGCCUUUUCAUUGCCAGAACAACUCACAUAUAGAGAGAGACGCAUACCCAAGAAUAAAGUUUUGCUUUGCCAUUCCAUCUGUGUUUGUUGUGGGCAAAUUUGGAUGUUUGUGAUAUAAAUUUCUUUUAAUCGGCAGUUUCAGAAGCUGUUAGAUUUGACAAGGACCCACCAACCCUUGAUACAUACUGCUAAAUGUAUCGUCUCGACUCCAUGGUGCCCCUAUGGCCACCGCACCCUCUCUCUAUUGAAGAAUAAUGCAAAAAAAGUAAAAUACACGUCUCAUUUUCUGCAAAAGACACAUUAAGCCCAACGCCAGUUUGACAACAUUCUCUCUCUCUCUCUCUCUCUCUCUCUCUCUCUCUCUCGCCCCACUUCCUCCUAAUCUCCUUAACCCCCCCUCCCCCCAAGUCUCUCUCUCUCUCUCUCAAACAAACAAACCCAAGGGAAGAAAAAGAAAGAGAAAAAAAAAGAAGAGAAUUUCAGAUACUGAAUCAGAUCUUGUUAGUUUUUGGAGGUAGGUUAAUUAAAAUCAUGGAUACUUAUCAGCAGCAAAAGACCAGGGAGAAAGUUGUAGACAGGAAGCAUGAAGAAGGCAAAAAAGAAGGCUCAGCAUAUAAGCAGCAGUCAUCAAUAUCCCCUGCUUCACCUCCUUCAGCAUCUUCCUCUCCUUCUCAUGAAUUCUCCUUCACAUUCUCUCUCCACUCUUCCUCCAAUAUAGUCCCUGAUAAAACCAAAACCCCACCUUCAAUUGCAAACGAUUUGUCUCCAGCAGAUGACAUUUUCUUUCAUGGCCAUUUGCUCCCUCUCCACCUCCUUUCUCACCUCCCAGUAUCUCCACGUUCCUCUACAAAUUCAUUGGACACCUUCACCCUUCCCAAAAGAAAGUUACUAGAUGACCCAAAACCUGAAAAAAAUAUCAGCAAUUGUAGCAAAAGCGACAGCAAUAUCAGAAGCAGCAUCAGCAGCAGCAACAAGAACCAUGACGGGGUUACAAACCGUCAUCAAAGCCACACCAUUGAAGCAAAAGGAAGGCAGAAGUCCAAGUCUUUCUCUUUAUUCGGUUUAACAAGAUGGCAAAAAGGGCGUGGCUUUAGAGAAACAGAAGAAAAGGAGAAGCACAAGAAAAAGAUGAGAUUCGACGUCAGUCAUGUAUUAAAGAGGUACAUGAGGAUGGUUCGGCCUUUAUUGUUCUUCAGAGGAAGGAGAGAGAAUCUACAUCUCCGUCGUCAAGCUUAUUCAUUUUCAGGUACCUUAAGUUCGAGAACCAAAAAGCAAGAGUUGAGAGGAAGGAAAGGAGAAUAUUCAGCUCCUGCUUCAAUGAGGACAUCUCCUACAAAUAGUGGUCUUCUAGUUGCAACCACAGGUCUUCCUUCUUCAACCAGUGACAGCACCAUGGAAGAGUUACAGGCUGCAAUUCAAGCUGCAAUUGCUCAUUGCAAGAAUUCCAUUAGAGGGGAAGACAAACUUAAAUGCUAAGCAGCUAAUUUGGAUUUUCCCGUUUAUUCAACUUCCUUAAGUUAUAUUAUUUUUUCUUCUUUUCUUUUUUUUUUUUUACUACAUAGUUAUAUUUUCCUGUGUACAAAGUGGUACAUAUAAUACAAUAGUAUGAAAUUAGCUUUCAAAAAUAAAAAAUUUCUACAUCUUAAAAUGAAAAACUGAUGCUUGUCUUGUCUUUACUCUUUACUGUGCCGAGUAUGUCAUAGUUUGGUGACAAGUAACAAUUUGAAUGUUAAAGAUUUGAUGAGGAUUCAAAAAUCUGUUCACAUGAUUCAUUAGUUGCAAUUAAUAAUGAAAGUCGUUUAGUAGAGCAUUUCAGUGAGUUUUCCUUUUCCUUUUUUCUUUUAAAUCCAACUACCCAAGUUUUACCAAAAAAAAAAAAAAAAAGAAGUUCAGUUCCAUUAUAUUCAAUGGAAUACCACUGAAAUGCUAAAUCAUAUAUUUUUCUGCCAAAAACCUAUAAUGAUAAAAUUUCAGCACAGACCAAGGGUCAUAAAUUUUCAGUAAAAAGAUGAACACAUCAUCACCAAACCCACCAUUUUUCAUUUGUUCAUUUUGCCUUGAAAAUUUUAUUUCUUUAACAUUUUCCAUAAAUCAAACAGUGUUUAUAAGAGCCCACAUGAAAAGGCAAAGUUAU
Molecule: messenger RNA, 3979 nt
Organism: Durio zibethinus
Lineage: Eukaryota; Viridiplantae; Streptophyta; Magnoliopsida; Malvales; Malvaceae
Product: BRI1 kinase inhibitor 1-like
Cellular component (GO): plasma membrane
Molecular function (GO): kinase inhibitor activity
Source: RefSeq, a predicted model, not a curated record